Entrophospora sp. SA101 is the source of this 1401-nucleotide messenger RNA. The record is from the annotation of a GenBank genome assembly. NCBI's taxonomy places the organism in Eukaryota, Fungi, Glomeromycota, Glomeromycetes, Entrophosporales, Entrophosporaceae.
AUGAAUGAACAACAAAGAAAUUUUGAAAAUUUUGCUGAAGAAAUAAUUAGAAUAGCUUCCCGUAUUCUCCAUGAGGGUGAAGAUUUAAAUUCAUUGGAAUUACAGUUGGAAAAAAUUGAAACUUUGCAUUCAAUGUAUGUCCAUUUGGGUUUGCAAUAUAAUGUGGACCAUAGAUUAAUUCAAUUAUCAAAUUUAAAAGAAAUGAUUGAGUCUAGGAUCAAUCUUUUACAAAAUGAGGCAUCACAACCUCUUUUAUAUAGAGAAGAAAAUGGAGGAAGACCAAAACUAUUGAUUAAUGAAAAUAUUAUUAGAAUAUUGCGACAAGAAGGACAUACAUGGAUACGAAUUGCAGAUAUAUUUGGUGUUUCUUAUAGAACAAUUUUAAGAAGAAGAAUUGAAUUGAAUUUGCCUGAUGAUUUAGCAUACACUAAUAUAUCAAAUGAUGAUUUAGAUAACGAAAUCAGAAACAUACAAAGAGAACAACCAUUUUCUGGACAGAUAAUAAUAGCAGGUGUAUUACGUUCAAGAGGAAUACGUGUUCAUCGUCAAAGGCUACGUGAGUCAUUAAAUCGUGUUGAUGCUUGGGGAAUGGUACAAAGAUGGUCCAAUAUAAUUCCAAGGCGUGUUUAUCAAGUUGCUGGCCCAAAUGCACUUUGGCAUAUUGAUGGAAAUCACAAGCUAAUUAGGUGGAAAUUUGUUGUGCAUGCAGGAAUAGAUGGUUAUUCACGAAUGAUCACUUUUUGUAACUGCAGUAGUAACAAUAAAUCCAUUACUGUUUUAACACAAUUUCAAAAAGGAAUAGAACAAUUUGGUAUUCCAAGUAGAGUAAGGGCAGAUCAUGGUGGUGAAAAUGCUUUAGUAAAGCAAUUUAUGGAAAGAUAUAGAGGGUAUGGACGUGGUAGUUUUAUAGCAGGACGCUCUGUUCAUAAUCAACGCAUUGAAAGGUUAUGGGGUGAUAUAAAUCGAUGUGUUUUAAAGAUAUAUAAAACUAUUUUUCUAUAUUUAGAAGAAAAUUUUGAAUUAGAUAUUGAUAAUAAUGUGUAUUUAUUUUGUUUGCAUUUAACUUAUUUGAAUCGUAUUAAUAAAAGCCUUAAAUUAUUUGUAGAUGGGUGGAAUAAUCAUUCAAUUCGUACUGAACAUUUUCAGACUCCAUUACAAUUAUUUACAUCUGGAAUGAUUGAAUGUGGAUAUAGAGGAAUGGAAGAUUUUAAUGUCAAUGAACUGUAUGGGAUUGACUGGGAAGGGCCUAUACCAUCAAAUUCAGAUGAUAAUGCUGCUGCUGUGGUUGUUGAAGAUCCUAGAAAUGUUUUAAACCAAAAUGAAUAUCAUGAAUUAUUAAAUUCAGUGGGUAUAGAUAGAGAAGAUAAUAAUUAUGGAAUAAAUGUUUAUUUAGAUACUUAA